Molecule: messenger RNA, 4043 nt
Organism: Diabrotica virgifera virgifera (western corn rootworm)
Lineage: Eukaryota; Metazoa; Arthropoda; Insecta; Coleoptera; Chrysomelidae
Product: serologically defined colon cancer antigen 8 homolog
Exons: 12
Coding region: 92-2701 (869 amino acids)
Biological process (GO): establishment of cell polarity; neuron migration; centrosome cycle
Cellular component (GO): centrosome; centriole
Source: RefSeq, a predicted model, not a curated record
UCUCUGCCCACAAAUUGAUUAGGGAAGUUGAUAAAAGGGGGGCCAGAUCUCGCGCCGCCUCCACUAGUGGCGGCACUUGCUUUAGCGAAAGAUGUACAACGGCAGUAACACCGGAGGGGGCAAAAAACCGCGACCUACCACGGGAUACCUAGUGAGACCCAGACUUGGUGCACUCAGAUCUAUAUACUCCAAUCGACCCUUCUCAGCGAUGUCGCCUGAUAAGAGGAAGAAACUAAAAAAAUCAGCAAUCCCGAAAAUGGAAUGGAGAAGGAAACCCGACUAUGCAGAAACCGCCUAUCGUGAGGCUGUAGGUAGACUAAGAAUUCUUCUUGCAGAAAGUUAUACUCCUUUGAAGAGACCUAUAAAAGAGCUGGACAGCGCUGGUGAAGAAACUGACAAUCAAUCUUUAAUCAGCGCCGGAAGCAGAAACUCGCGGUUGAGUAGACACUACUACCAAUAUAAUCCCUUAACGCCAAGAAAGUACUACUACUAUCCACCAUUAAGGAGUCAUUACCCUUUAUCUAAUACGGGUACAGAAAAACCAUCAAUAGAUCCUCCAAAAACGGAUGCAAAUGCACCCCCAGAAUUACUUUCUUUUAUAGAAAGACAAGAAGAUUAUAUUGAACAACUAGAGAAAGAAUCUCGUUUUUGUAGAGACGAAUUAUCUUCGUUAUUAAGCAAAGUGAAAGAUGUCAUCAGUGAAAACGAAAAUUUACACGAACGACAAAAGUCUAAAUUAAUCAAAUCAGUAUUUGAUCAUUUGGAAACCGAAACAGAAACGGAAACUGAUAUUGAUAACAAAAGCAUUUUAAAAUCUCCGAAGAGUACAAGGAAAACCAGGAUCAUCGAAGGACCAUCCAUUGUAUUUGAAUCAAGGAUCUCUGAACUGGAAGCACAACUUACUCAGUCGAAGAUAGAUCUUAAGAAGGCCCAAGAUGAAAACGAAUCUUACAAAAGAAAAAUUAAUGAUGGAACUAUUUUAGACACAGUAGGCUAUGAAUCUUAUAAAAAGCAAAUUGACAAUUUUCAAAGGGAAAAAGAAAAUUUACAAGACACCAUUCACAAACUACAGAACUCAUUGGCCGUUCUCAGAGAGAAAGAAACAGAUACCACGGAUAAAGUUAAACGAAGCCUUGACGUUGCUGAGCAAGCGCAAUAUGAAAAAAAUGCUGCCGAAGCCGAGAUCAGACGCUUAAAAGAUGAACUGGAACGACAACAUAUGAAACUCAGGGACACAAUUUCGGAACAGGGUAGAAGAGUAGCAGACGAGAGAUCGACAGUAGAAAGACGAUACACUCAACAAAUCGAGCAACUCUCUGCGGAAUUGGGAAUACAAUGGGAAAGUACGAACAAACUGCAGAUGGAAGUGGAUAAACAGAGAAGGGAAAACGCCGAUCUACGUAGAGAUGUGGCUCAAAAACAGGCACUCAUUGACGAACUCCGGAAGGACAUGCAAAGCAAAAUAAUUAACUUGCAAUCUGACAUUGGCGUUAGUGGAGCAGAGAAAAGCGCAUUGGAACAACAAAUCGCAACUCUUCAACUUGCAAAUGAAAGAAGUGACAGGCAAUCUAAACAGGAAAUAGUGCGUCUACACGCGGAAAUACAGUCUCUAAGACAGAGAUUGGACAGAGCUGACGCUGAUCUGAUCCACAGCCGACGAGAGAACAUCAGAUUGUCGGAACAGAUUGCUUCUCUUGAAAAGGAGAUUACUCUAAAUGCUGCAUUAUCAGAAGAGAGAACCAACACCACUCCAAGAACUCCAAGAGGCGGGGAAAUAGUGGCCUUGCCACCUCCUGCUCCAAAAAAUGAGGAGAGGGAGAAAGAAUUGGGCUCCUUGAUUCAUGACAUGGAAAACAAGCAUGCGGCCACUGUAAGCGAAUUAGAGGGCAUGAUCUUCUCUCAGAAUCAACUCAUGGAAAAAUUGUCGAACGAAUGUCAUGCUCUAACUCAAAAAUUGGAAGACACUACAGUCAAGCAUAAGGAGGAAAUACGGGAACUACAAACUAACCUAGAAUGUUUGAGAAAUAAGUUUAGUCAGUCACAGUUCUCAACGUCCAAUUUUAAAGAUGAAGAACAUACUCCAACAAACAUUGAAAGACCUCCACAACUUCGAAACCCUUCACAAACAAUUAGCCCCACGGCACAGCCAGCCCAACCAGCUCAACCUACUACGGCAGAACCACCAGAAGCUAAACCAGAGCCUCAACCAAUAAACGUAACCGACCCCAAUAAAGUGUCUAUGCCAUCCAGACAAAACAGUAAAGACGCACUUUCAUUGCAACAACAGCCCGUUCAAAUAGAUCAAGAUAAUUCUAGUCAACCAGCAGAAUCUUAUGAGUACCCUCCUCAAACAGUAGACGACCAGUACCAAUAUGAUCCUAAUCAGCAGUAUGAUCCUAAUGCGUAUGAUCCUAGCCAGUACGAUCCUAACCAACAGUACGACCCAAACCAACAGUACGAUCCCAACCAACAGUAUGAUCCUAACCAAGAGUACGACCCAAAUCAAGCGUACGACCCAAAUCAGGUGUACGAUCCCAAUCAACAGUACGAUCCCAACUUACAAUACGAUCCUAAUGAUCCUAACCAGCACUACGCUGUUGAUCCUAACGAUUCCAACCAACAGUACAGCACUGAUCCAAACCUCACAAGCGCAGAUGGUACUGUUGAUACGGUAGAAGGGGCAGAUAGUACGAAGCAGUAAUUUGAAAUGUAUAAAUAUAACGUGUUAACAAAGGUGCUUAAAAAGGUUACUGAUAAGUGAAAUAACGGCAGAAGGUACGGAUAUACAAGUAUACUUUUUUCUUUUUGUCUUGUAUCAUACAGUUGGAAACGUGUAGGAAUAUCAGUUGCUGUUCAAUGUCAAAUUAAUCCCUUAAUUUACAAUCUCAAUCUCACAUUAUUCUUAACUUCCUAAACUUAUAAUUUCACCGUGUAUAAUUGAAACAUUGGGAAACAUAUCGCGUAAUAUUUUAAUAAUUAGAGCCUAUUCAGAGUCUAUAUUUAUUUGAAUUAGAUAGUUUAGCUGAAUCAAAUGGAAAAAUUCGAUGUAAAUAUCAGGAUCGAAUUGUUUUCUAAUGCCCCUUUGUCCCGAUCCAUCUCAAUCGACGAUGGUAAAUACAUGUUUGAAGUGUGACUUUCUAUAAUAGACUGCCCUUAAUGACAGCUACUGAUAAUUACACUCUAGUGACGUAACUUCAAACAAUGACUUACGCACUUGUUAACGAGGUAACUAUUCUAAAUAGACUGCGAGUCAAAAUGGUCCCUAAAUUUAUAAUCUCAUCAAAAUAUUCAAUUCAUCAAUUAGUCACGUGGUCACAAAACUACGGACUUUCAAUAUGUUGAAAGCUUGCAACUACAGUUUAAAGGAAGCUAUUGCAAAACUUCAAAAAGUUCAAUUGGAAAAUAUAUUAUUUGGCAAUUUAUUAAGUUUGCAGGUUGAAUAGAUUCUAAUUAUUAAAAUAUUAUGCGAUAUGUUUCUCAAUGUUUCAAUUAUACACGGUGAAACUAUAAAGGUUUAGGAAGUUAAGAAUAAUGUGAGAUUACAAAUUAAUUGAUAAAUUUGAGAUUGAACAGUUGCUGUUUUAAUGCUUUUAGGAUUUUCCUUCUUCGGCUAAUUGUAAAAUGGUAAAUCGCUCUAGUCCACUUCUAUCCUCAACCUUGCCAGUAAGUAGGUUUAGGAGAUAAUAUAAGAAAAAAACCUUGCACUCUUUCAGCAGACUCAACAGUUUGUCAUCCAUUCCAGCCAGUUGUCGUAUUGGUUAGCUUCAGUCCUUCAGCAUUUAUAUAUUAUCGAGACCAGGUGCUUAGCCACUUUUAAGAUGUAUAAUGGUCCAUUUCCAGUCCAGUAAGGCCGCUCUUGUGAGAAUUGUCUAUCCAUUUAUUUUUAGCUUGUCGUAUUUUCUGAUGAAUUAGUAUGGUAUAACUAGACCCAAACCCAGACAUCCAAUGUGAAAGUUUUCCUCCAACACCAAAUUGUUCUAUAUGGUCCACACAAUGUUCAGAAAAAAGUCACACGAUUUUGACCGUCGGGUUUGGUGGGGAGG